Neltuma alba is the source of this 1060-nucleotide messenger RNA. RefSeq names its product 26S proteasome non-ATPase regulatory subunit 9. Gene Ontology annotation, cellular component: nucleus; cytoplasm. Gene Ontology annotation, molecular function: protein binding. Gene Ontology annotation, biological process: proteasome regulatory particle assembly. NCBI's taxonomy places the organism in Eukaryota, Viridiplantae, Streptophyta, Magnoliopsida, Fabales, Fabaceae. Bases 125 to 811 code for a protein of 228 amino acids. The record is from RefSeq and is a predicted model, not a curated record. The transcript has 5 exons.
AAUCAGGUGCAGCGUCGCAUAACGCUGUGAGGCUGUAGCAAAUUCCAGUUUAGCGAGCUAUCGACUUCCCCGGCCUGUGACGGCGCAAAGAGCGGAGGAAGAAGAAGAAGUUGAUUGCACAGAAAUGGUUGCAACGAACGUGAAGGGGGAGACGCUGUCUCUGAUGGACAAACGGGCUGCGAUGGAGGCGGAGAUGAACGCAAUCAUCGAGCGCCUCAAUCAACCUGGCGGUCCGGGGCUUUCCGGCAAUCUUGUUGAUUCUGAGGGAUUUCCUCGGACGGAUAUUGAUAUUGCAGGUGUCCGAGCCGAGCGACGUCGUCUUGCCGAGCUGCGUAAUGAUCACAAGGAGAUAAGUGAGAAAAUAAAUCAAAAUAUUGAAAUUUUGCAUGCAGCAAGACUUGGAAGUAAAUCGUCACCCUUCAAAGUUUCAGGUAAUGAAGAUGGACUUAAUACUCAGACCUCAUCAGCUGUUGAUGCUGGUUCGUCAUUGCAAAAUGUUCUUCUAAGGCAUUCUCCCACUUCCAUGGAUGUGGAUGUGGUUGUUAGCAUACCAUUUGCAAUGGUUGAUGAGAUAUCUGAUUCGUCACCGGCUGCUGAGGAUGGAUUACAACUUGGGGAUCAAAUUUUGAAAUUUGGCAGCGUGGAAGCUGGAGAUAAUCUGCUCCAAAGGCUAGCUUCUGAGUCACAGUCAAAUAUGGAUCGUCCAAUACCUGUUGUUAUCAUGAGGCAAGGUGCUAUGAUCAAUUUAACUGUCACACCCAGAACUUGGCCAGGCAGAGGUCUAUUGGGAUGUCAUUUUCGGAUCUUGUAGCUGCAAUGGUUUAUUGAUCUCAUGGUGUGACAGUUGGAAGAAUUUUGCCUUGCCGGUAUCCUUCGUCCCGUGUCUUGGUCCAGGCCUAUAGUGCUUUAUUUCAUAUUGGAAUGUUUGUUUUUGUGUACUCAAAGCCAUGACCUUUGAUUGUGUGGCUGUCGGGAUUCCAGAUUUUCUAUUCAUAUUUCAGUAUAAUAUAAACGCAUUUUGAGCUGUGCUUGUGGAAAUAUAGAUUAAUGUUCUUUAUUU